Messenger RNA from Schistosoma spindalis, 2035 nucleotides. NCBI's taxonomy places the organism in Eukaryota, Metazoa, Platyhelminthes, Trematoda, Strigeidida, Schistosomatidae. The record is from the annotation of a GenBank genome assembly.
CACAGUGAUGCAGAUCGAUAUGCUUAUGUUAUGUACCAUCUUCAACUCCGGAGUGUAUAGCAUUCUGUUUGAAACAUGUUGCAAACAACGCGUGCAAACAAUGUAAUUCCCGUUUGGAUAUGUCCCCAUUCACUAAAAACCUAUUUGUCUGUAUUUCGUAUCAUACCAACUUAGUGAUAUCUCUGCCUCCUACCUGAGGUUAUCAGUGAUCGAUUGAUGCUAUACACAUAAACUCGUUAAACGUAAGUUUCAUCUCUUCCGUCCAGUUAUAUUUACAAUCGAUUGGGCAUUGAAAGUCCCGUACUGAAACCAAAUAAUGCGCUUCUAAACGACAGGAUGGCUAAUAGUUUGUUGAGAUUUGACGCUCAUAGCAUUUUGAAUUCAUUCGGACAUAGUACGACGUCACUGUUCUAGGUAAAUAAUUCUUCUGGUUGGACUGUUCUGCUAUGAACCCCUUAUCACAGCAACACAGUGUAGCUAGUAUUGGAAGCUUGUUGGGCAAUUUGCCUUUACAAGGAGAUUCAAGUUUACAACAAAAAACGCCACUUAUCACUGGGGGUUCAGUCAAUCUUAACUUAAAUGUGUCUGACAAUGCCGCCAGCAUUCCAGGUAGAACACCUUGUACUCCGCUCACUUUAUCUACUCCGUUGCAAGACCGAGAUGGUGCGAUCCCGGUACCCCAAUUACAGAAUAUUGUAUGUACCGUAUAUUUAGGAUGUAAAUUAAAUUUAAAGAAUAUAGCACUUAGUGCUAGAAAUGCUGAAUAUAAUCCAAAACGUUUUGCUGCAGUUAUCAUGCGUAUACGUGAACCUCGUACAACUGCUUUAAUUUUUUCUUCUGGUAAAAUGGUAUGUACAGGUGCAAAAAGUGAAGAACAAGCAAGACUAGCUGCAAGAAAAUAUGCUCGUAUUAUUCAAAGGCUUGGGUUUGAAGCUCAUUUCAAAGAGUUCAAAAUUCAAAAUAUGGUUGGUUCGUGUGAUGUCCGCUUUCAUAUACGUCUUGAAGGUUUAGUAUUGUCACAAGGUCAAUUUGCAACAUAUGAGCCAGAAUUAUUUCCUGGGUUAAUUUAUCGUAUGACUAAACCAAAGAUAGUUUUAUUAGUCUUUGUUUCUGGGAAGAUUGUUUUAACAGGAGCAAAGGUUCGUGAAGAAAUCUAUGAAGCUUUUAAUAACAUUUAUCCAAUUUUGAAAAAUUUUAAAAAAUCUGACAAAGAUCCUAGAGCUCUUACAUCAUCAUCAAAUUAUAUGCACCCAUUAACUUGAAACUAAAUAUCAAUGAUCAAUUGUUUUUCCCCAGGAUGUUUCUUUCUUCUUUUUUUUUUUACUGCCUUUCUUAUUAAGAUUUAAAAACAAACCGAUAUUAUAAAAUACUUUUUUCUUAUCUUUUACCAAUUGAAUUAGUUAUUCUAACUAUGUAAAUCUCUAUGAAACAACAAAUUGUAUAUUUGAACAUUCUACACAUGAAGAUUUUCUGUGCACCCCUCACUAUUUUUCCAAGUGUAUCUUUAUUAUCUGUUGACAUUUCAUUUUUGAAGUCAAUAGUUUUUGAGUAUUGUAAUUGUUGUCAUCGUGUAUAUUAUAAAAUUAGUGGUAUUAUUACUAAUUGUUGACUUAUUUUGCAGUGUAUAAGUACAGUUUUAUGUACUUGACAAUAAGAGCUCAUUAUGUUAUAUAAUUUUACAAGCCAAAGUCGGUGUAACAAGGCUCAAACUUAUAGGCUAAUAAUUAGGAGUCAAAUUGUGUAGUUAACAACCAUUACGAUAAUUAUAGGGGAAAUAGUAAGGCGAUUUUAAUGUGUAAGUUAAAGAUCCUAUUAUUUCAAAUGAUGGUAUCCUAUUUGUGACGUCAUUAGUAAAUAAAGGUAUUACAAAAUGUCUCAAGAAAUUGUCUAUACAGUCAGUUAUUAACAAUGUAAGCCUUAUCAGGAAUCUAUAUUACUUCGGCUUGAGACAUCUUAUAUCAGCAGACAAUCGGUACUAUAUAAGAAUAAGGGUCAAGGAAACGUACGAACAGGUUGGCCAAUCGAUGAAGCCGCC